AUGCCCCCGAAGCGCAAGCGAUCGACGACACUCUCCUCCGUUAAGAAUUUAGAGAUGGAUAUCGCUCAGCCAUCCUCUCGCGAUGCUUCCGGCGAAGACGUCGAAGACCCUGUGCUCCAAGAAGUCACCUCGAAAAAGGAGCGACAGGCAGAAUCACAUGCACCCACGAAGCGAGCCCGCUCCAUCAGGAACGAUGUAGAUGGAGGUGAAGACAAUGAGGGAGAGAGCGCUACUAAAAAGAGCCGACGAACGUCGUCUGGCGAGGCCUCGAAACAGGCUGCGAUUGACCGCGCCGAGCACGGCGAGAAUGGAGAAGCUGGUACAAUGAGGAUGCCGGACCCUCCAAGAGCAGGCUUGGUAGAUCCAAAGGGCUACAAGACGAAUCCUCCUCCCACCGGCAGACCCGUUCGCGUAUACGCAGAUGGAGUUUUUGACCUGUUCCACUUGGGCCACAUGCGUGCCCUGCAACAGGCAAAAACUGCAUUCCCUGAUGUCCAUCUUAUCGUUGGUGUCACUGGUGAUAAGGAGACGCACCGCAGGAAGGGUCUCACGGUGCUUUCUGCCAGGGAGCGCGCUGAGAGUGUGCGACACUGCAAGUGGGUAGAUGAGGUUGUUGAGGAUUGCCCUUGGAUCAUUACCGAUGCACCUGAAUUCCUCGAAAAGCACAAGAUCGACUACGUCGCUCACGAUGAUCUGCCUUACGGUGCAGAAGAGGGCGACGACAUCUAUUCCGAGAUUAAAUCGCGGGGCAUGUUCCUGGUUACUCAGAGAACUGAAGGUCUGAGCACAACGGGUAUUAUUACAAAGAUUGUUCGCGACUAUGACCAGUACAUUGACCGCCAAUUAAAGCGUGGAACUUCCCGACAGGAAUUGAAUGUCUCGUGGCUGAAGAAGAAUGAGCUGGACAUCAAGCGCAACAUGGCUGAGCUACGAGAUAGUAUCAAGUCGAAUUGGCUCGUUACCGGCCAGGAAUUGAGCAAGGAUUUCAAGCACUUUUGGCAGUCCAGCAGGCCAGCAAGCCCCGCACGGACGCCGGUCCAGGAACGUACGCAGGAGGGUGCAAUGACACCCAAUGCUGCAGCUGCAGCUUCUGCGGUUUCUCCAUCCGCAGUAUCACGCCUGAGUCACCUUGAUAUUCCUAGAGCCGGCGCUCCGGAGAGGGGUUCCUCGGACUUUGCUGCUGGUUACAGUCUUGGCAUGAUUGGUGGUGUUCGCUCCUGGAUGGCACGCAGCAGGCGGAACCUAAACGACAGCAGGCCCCAGAGUCCGCUCAGUGACGAAGACGAUUCUGACGAGAAGAGCCCUCAGCCACCACGUGGGCGAGCAAGCAAACAAACAAAAUCCGAAGCGAUGGAUGAACGUGCCUAA
Molecule: messenger RNA, 1368 nt
Organism: Aaosphaeria arxii CBS 175.79
Lineage: Eukaryota; Fungi; Ascomycota; Dothideomycetes; Pleosporales
Product: Nucleotidylyl transferase
Exons: 3
Coding region: 1-1368 (455 amino acids)
Biological process (GO): CDP-choline pathway
Cellular component (GO): nuclear envelope
Molecular function (GO): phosphatidylcholine binding; choline-phosphate cytidylyltransferase activity
Source: RefSeq, a predicted model, not a curated record